Molecule: messenger RNA, 2081 nt
Organism: Bursaphelenchus xylophilus (pine wood nematode)
Lineage: Eukaryota; Metazoa; Nematoda; Chromadorea; Rhabditida; Aphelenchoididae
Source: the annotation of a GenBank genome assembly
AUGCUACCCUGCUUUCUGGCGAUCAUUCCCCCAACUGUCGCGGAGCUAUCUCGUCGCCUCAACGAAGCCAGUACCAAUGAGAAGAAGAGGGAAGUAUUGUUCAGAGAACUUUUCGAGCUAUUGUUGGCGCCGGACGAGGAUUACGAACUGGGCAGUUUCUUCUACGGCCUUGAACUUGGCCUUUACAUCAUGGCCAUUCCAAUUAAUCUGGCGGUUUGUUGGGCAGUGACCCAAACUCACACUUUCCAUCCGAAUCUACGGCUGGUUUUGUUCAGCAACAUUAUGUGUGGGGUUUUGCAGGUAAGGAUUGGGAAACUAAGCCGUUGCUGGCGAGUUUGUUUUUCUCAGCGUUUUAUCAGUUUGUUGGGAAAAUAAUGAGCACCCUGUCGCAUCGAAAAUCUCAUCGCUGCCAAGAAAAUGAAUUGUGCCGCGACAAUCUACCACACAUUUCACAAUAAAUCAUUUUUUUCCGCGCGAAACGGGCAAAGAGAUGGCUUAAAGUUUUCCAUUUUCUCACAUGCCGUUCUCCGCGUUUCCUGCGCUCUCUCGGCCGCAAAAGAUUCUUGAAUUUUUCGGCUACCCCUAAAAAUCGCGAGCCAAAACUUUCAAAAAUCAGAUGUGGCCAAUCUCUGAAUUAUGAGCAAAAUCUAGGAAAACCUUGAGCGUCGCACUUGGAAUUUUUGAAAAGUUCAAAAUUUUACAUGCUGUUUGAAAAUGUUAAAUAAAUUCUCUAGGUCCAUUAAUUCUAAUUCCAAAAAUUUUCAGGCCACAGUUCGAGGUAUUUGUGUCCUCAACAUCCUCACGUAUAACUUGCUGGUUUCUCCGUCGGUGACCAUAAAACUUCUCGGCCUGCGGGCAUUUUUUAUGAACCAGAUGUUGUUGGCAUUUUUGAAUGUGUUCAUCGAGCGCUUCGUUGCGCACAAAAUGUCGGCCAGAUACGAAAAAGCUCCGCUGUAUCUUGGGGUCGCGAUCAUUGCUUGUUGGGUAGGCUUAUGUUCAUUUUUGUACAUAUAAUAUGUAUAUCAGUCUACUGGAGAAAUAAUGAGCAUCUGUUGCAUCGAAAAUCGCAAGAAAAUGAACUGUGUCGCGACAAACUCAAAUUUCUUUUCGCUGCAGCGACGCGAUCGGCGCAGCCGCAGUAUACUCAUUAUUUUACCGACACAACAUAUUUAGAAAAAAUCUCACUCCAUAAAUUUGUAAUUUUCCAUUUUUUCAGUGGAUAUCAACAUAUUUUUUGACCUACGUAACUGGUAAGUAUUUUUGUUGUUAGGUUAAUUGGAGUCAAACAACAUGAUUAUUGUAUCUCCAUGCAUGAUUAUUUUAUCUCCGUGAUUUUUCAGGACUCAAAUUGGUCACUCUUCUUUAUGUCAUCUCUCCUUGUGUGGUGAGUUUUUUCACUGGUAAUAGCUGACAAGUCGCGCCAUAAAGUCCGUAGAAUAUUUCUAUGCAUAAUUCUACGAACUUGAUGUGCGACUGGUAUAGAUUCUGACACAAAAUUGAAAAAGAAAAGUCAAGAACUCUAUUGACCGCCCUUAAAUGCCCUUUCGUAAAUAGGGAUUUCUAAAAGAGUCAAAUGUAGUACAGUUUGGUUUAGGCCUUAUUCCUUGCCAAUCGUUGGAUAAAACUGCAGAACACGGCAUCCACCGGAAGUGCCUCUCUGUCCAAGCGCUACCAAAUGAACGAAAACAUCAAAACCCUGACAAUGUGCCGGCCGUGGAUCAUCUUCUACUUGAUUACCAAUGUUGUUCACGCGUUUCUCCUAUACGCCGCACUUUGCUCUUUUCUAAUGGACGGCAAGAACUCGGUGAAAAUUUUGGCCCAAUUAAUGGACAUUUUAUACGCUGCUUAUGUGGCAACGUACACAUUGGUCUUGGUAAAUGGUCAUCAAGGGCUGAAGGCCCAUUUCAGGUACGGGUUUAAAUUUUUUUAAAUUUAAAUUAAAAAUCAACUUGUUUAGGGUCCUACUGCGGAACCGAUCAAAAGUCACUAUGGAAUCUUACAAUUACAUUGCCACGACAAUAAAAACGAACAACGAAGACUUUGACGGACAUUUCAAGAGGCUAGACCAAGCAUGGGCUUGA